CCCUGUCUCGUCACAAGAACCAUCAGUAUGUCGAUUGCGAGACAAAAAAUUCUAUCGCACUGCGUGAACAUGAAUUCCGGAAUUUUCGUUUGCGUUCUUGGUCUGCUGAUAUGCCACGUAACGAUUUGUAGUGGCGUACCGAGGCUUACAGGUGAUUGCACACUCGAGGAUGUGGAACCGGAAUAUCGAUCGUCAUGCAUGGACGUAUCGUGCUUCAGAGAUGAAAAUGGGAAAGUUCGUACCGUGAAAAUAGAGUGUGGUUUGGUCGCUCCUCAGUGUAAUGGAAAAGAUUUUAAGGCGACGACGAAUGACAGCCUAACGUACCCGGACUGUUGUGUUCAAAUACAAUGCCUUUGAACUGUAUCGUUUGAUUAAGUAAUGCGAAAAAUAAAGCUUCAAAAAUUCAUGACUUUUUAA
Molecule: messenger RNA, 417 nt
Organism: Venturia canescens
Lineage: Eukaryota; Metazoa; Arthropoda; Insecta; Hymenoptera; Ichneumonidae
Exons: 3
Coding region: 28-357 (109 amino acids)
Source: RefSeq, a predicted model, not a curated record